Molecule: messenger RNA, 1705 nt
Organism: Phycodurus eques (leafy seadragon)
Lineage: Eukaryota; Metazoa; Chordata; Actinopteri; Syngnathiformes; Syngnathidae
Gene: tymp
Product: thymidine phosphorylase
Exons: 9
Coding region: 7-1362 (451 amino acids)
Biological process (GO): pyrimidine nucleoside metabolic process; pyrimidine nucleobase metabolic process
Cellular component (GO): cytosol
Molecular function (GO): pyrimidine-nucleoside phosphorylase activity; 1,4-alpha-oligoglucan phosphorylase activity
Source: RefSeq, a predicted model, not a curated record
GUGGCCAUGUUGUCCAUCCCGGAUCUGAUCAAGAAGAAGCGGGACGGCGGUUCGCUGAGUGACGGCGACAUUCAAACGUGGCUGGAGGCCGUGACCGGCGGAAGCGUCGAGGGCUGCCAGACAGGCGCCAUGCUGAUGGCCAUCUGGCAGCGGGGCAUGGACGCGCGCGAGACGGCGACGCUGACCAAAGCGAUGAUGCUGUCGGGGGAAGUGAUGUCGUGGCCGCGAGAGUGGGCGGGGCUGCUGGUGGACAAGCACUCCACGGGUGGCGUGGGCGACAAAGUCAGCCUGGUGCUGGCGCCCGCGCUCGCCGCUUGCGGCUGCAAGGUCCCGAUGAUAAGUGGGCGGGGCCUGGCCCACACCGGAGGGACGCUGGACAAGCUGGAGUCCAUUCCCGGUUUCGACGUCCACCAGUCGGCUGAGCAGCUGCGAGCCAUCCUGAGCACCGUGGGCUGUUGCAUUGUGGGUCAGACGCAGACGCUGGUUCCCGCCGACCGCAUCCUCUACGCCGCGCGCGACAUCACGGGCACCGUGGACAGCCUGCCGCUCAUCACGGGCUCCAUCAUCUCCAAGAAAGGCGCCGAGUCGCUGACGGCGCUGGUUCUGGACGUCAAGUUCGGCCGGGCCGCUCUCUACAAAGACUUGGGCGGCGCCAAGGAGCUGGCGCGCCUCCUGGUGCAGGCGGGCAACGAUCUGGGCAUGCGCACGGGCGCGCUGCUGAGCCGCAUGGACGGCGUGAUCGGAUGCAGCGUGGGCAACAGUCUGGAGGUCAUCGAGGCGCUGCGCCUGCUCAAGGGCGACCGCCGGAACCGCCGAGACCUCGUGGAGCUCGUCGGCGCGCUCGGCGGCCUCCUGCUGGCCAUGACGGGACUGGCGGCCGACCGAUCGGAAGGCGCGGGGAAGAUUUUGCAGGCUGUGAUGGGCGGAGCCGCUCUGCUCAAGUUCCAGGCCAUGAUGGAGGCUCAGGGCGUCGCCCCGGAGACGGCGAGGGCGCUGUGCGCCGCCGACGCCGACGCCGACUACUUCAAGAUUCUGAGGAAAGCCAAACAUCAGCUGGACUUGACGGCCAAACACGACGGCGUGCUGGUGGACGUGGAUGGUUUGGUUUUAGCGGAAGUGGUUCAUAAGUUGGGGGCCGGGCGUUCCGAGGCCGGACAGCCUGUCAAUCACAGCGUGGGGGCGGAGCUACUGCUCUCCCAAGGCCAGAAAGUCUCCAAAGGCGCCCCCUGGCUGCGACUCCACUACGAGGAGCCGGCUCCCAGUUCAGACCAGAUCGAGCGACUGCAGAGCGCUCUCGUCCUGGGAUCGCCCGCCGACUGGCGAAAGCAAAGUUUGGUGCAAGAAGUGCUGCUUCCUGUUUGACGCACGUCGUCGAACCCGACUCAUUUUGGGGCUGCGCCCACGAACUCGUUCCAAUGGCAACGCUCGAAUAUGUCUUUGAAAACUUUGGUGCUCAAGGGCCACAUUUGAUUUUUAAAACAGACACAAUGGUCAGCUCAUUUGGAGAAAAAAAGAGAAAAUGUUGAUUUAAGAAAAUGUAUUUUCAGAAUUGCAUUUGUAUUUCAAUUAUAAUUGAUGAACCAAUUUUUUUUAGUAAGAUAAAAUUGUAAAAAAACAGUUCAUUUUAAUAUUUCAUUCUCAUUGGUUUUGAAUUUUCUUACAACCAAUUAAAUAAUACAAAUAUGUGUAAAUGUGUUUUUUAAUA